GGCUAUGAUGAUCGGAAGGGGUGGGGCGGAAAGUGCGGCUGUGAAUGGCGUCUGCGGGCCCAGCCCGGGGAUGGAGGGCGGCGAAGCGGGCGGCGGGGGACUUCUGCAGCAGAUCCUCAGCCUUCGCCUGGUGCCCCGCGUCGGCAAUGGCACCACCACCUACUCCAGCCCUCUCUCUACCUUCCCAGAGAUGUGGUACGGCGUCUUCCUGUGGGCGCUCGUGUCCUCCCUCUCCUUUCACGUUCCGGCAGCUUUGCUAGCGCUCUUCACGCUCCGGCACCACAAGUACGGCAGGUUCAUGUCCGUGAGCCUCCUGCUGAUGGGCAUCGUGGGACCCAUUACCGCUGGCAUUCUCACAAGUGCUGCCAUUGCUGGAGUUUACAGAGCUGCAGGGAAAAAAAUGAUUCCCUUUGAAGCCCUCAUUUUGGGAGUGGGCCAGACAUUCUGCGUGGUGGUGGUUUCAUUUCUACGCAUUUUAGCCACUCUCUAGCUCUUCUUCAGGUACUAGAGCUCUCAGAUUAAAGGAAGAGCAAAGGAUCAGCUGCCUGUGCCACCUCUGAAACAAAUCAGAGGGAACACAACGGGAGGUGUGCCUGGGUGUGUGCUUUCUCUGCUGGAUAAAGGUAACCCAAGGGCCUGCUCCUGCUUCCAGCAUGGCUGGAAAUUAAGCUUAAAAAAAUGGUGAUUUUUGUUAUUUUUUAUAACAUUAAGUGCCAAGUGAAACUUUAUUUCCCUGGAGGAUAGGAAGCUAAAUGGCUUCUGGAGCAGAAGGCCCAUCUACCUUUUACCAGUGAUGAAUUCUAGCCACAGGAUGUAGCUAGGAGGUGACAGUAGCUGUUGUGGGCUAGAACCAGUGCUACAGAGUGAACUAAUGCUCACUUAAUGCUUUGACUUCUUGCUGCUUUGUUUGCAGUGAAUUCUUCUAAUGUGAAUUUUUAAAUGAGAAAAUGAAUUUGUUUUCUUCCUGGCUGGAAUACUAGCUCUUGCUCAUAGUGAAUUUGGAAGCAGCAAAAGGAAAAAUCAUUUUAGACAGAUGAAAUCACAGAUUUGUUGCUGAGAACUGUGACUAUGAAUGCUGCAGUGGGGGGAAUAACUGGUGUAAAAAGGAUUGCUAUCUUUGUGUAUUUUACUACAGUGAAGCCCUCCAGGCACUGUGUACCUUCUGCCUGAGAAGCAGAGCACAGCUGAUGGGGCACUACACCCCACUGCCCACACUAGGAAUCCCAGGGCGCAUGUGUGAGCACUCACUGUUGCUUCUUGGGCUCUGAAGGAGACUCGUGGUUUUAAACUUCUCCAUUCUCCUUUUACUUGCUGAUCAUGUUUACAGUGGUGUGGUGGAAUUGGGUGUGUUUGCUGACACGGAAACAUUGCUGGCCAGCUUACACAAAACUCAGCACAUUGCUUCUUAGGUGACUGCACUGGUUGGUGGUGGGUUGUUGGGAUAUGGGGCUUCCUGGGUGCAGAGGCAGCCAGCUCACAGCAUGGUGCCGAGUAGGAUUCCUGCAAGGCUCCUGGGGGGAGCUGCGGUAAUUCCAAUGUCCCAGUCCAACCCGUGCCAGCAGGCAGCGUGGUCUCUCAGAAUGAAUUGAUUUAGUUUGGUUUAAGUGACUUUUAACUAACUCUUAGAGCUGGCCUUUUGCCAGCAGACAUGCCACAUGGCUGGGGCGCUGCAGUAGGUGGCUGGAUAUUUCCUGGGAGCUUGGGUUUUGGGGUACCUUGGAGAAGGUGAGGUUGAGUGCCAAGGAUGAGGCGUUGAUGUAGCCAGUCCCAUGGCUCUGCUGUGGUCCUUUGGUUAUUGCCAUUGGUAUGGCAUGGGCUGCCAAGGGAAGGUGCGAUCUGUAUCCAGCCUUGCAGAACACAUCAGUGUUUUUGCCGAACUCCUUUGGUUUCCAAACCUGCUUGCCUGUUGUACCUGCAACUUAUCAUAAGACCAGUUAUCCUUCAUGAGCCAUGUGUCCUAUCUGCUGAAACAACCCUAAGCAGGGCACUCUGUGUAUCAUGAAGAAUAAUUUCUCUCUAUGUACUGAUUAAUUUCUCAGGAGCAGUCUACUGGCAGCCAAUGGUGAGACGUGUUUUUCAGGGGCUACUUCCUGAGAUUACCCUAAAUUUUAUCCCAUGUUAAUUCAGGAAAUAAAGCUGUGCAUUUUAGGGAAGACUUUAAUGUGAAUCCUUCUCCUUAGGUGGGUGAGGUCCAGGUGGUAUAAUGAAUUCUAAGCCCUGGAUCUCCAGAGAGCCCUAUGUGAUGGGCUGCUUGUGGAGAGCCUGUCUUCUUACUGUGUCAUCCACCCAGGGAAGGUGGGGCCUCUCCUUCCCUCUUUGCUUCUGCCCCCAAUGAAAAAACAGGACUAGUGAUCUCUCUAGAUGUCUUUUUCCCCUCCCCAUUUCAAAUGGCUGCACACACAGUGCAUGUCCAGAGUGCCUGGUUUCAUUCACAUGAGUUAUUCUGUGUUUUCCUGGGUGGAUUAGACUGGGCAGGGCUGGCCUUACCUUUCAGGUGAAGCUAGAAAUUAGUGUCGUGGGCACCUGCUGUGUUCCCCUUUCCCUCACCCCAAAGACUAAGCUGAUGGCAACUGUGAAAGCACUUUAUCAGUGUGCCAUGUGCGAUGGCACAAGGCUGGUUCCUCUGGCAUAAUGGGGCUGAAUCACACAGGGUGCAAAUCUGGGCUGUUAAGAACAAAAAUUCCGUAAUAAAAUCCCUUGGCGCUGGGUGAACUGAAACCUUCCUGGUUUCUA
This is a messenger RNA of Pezoporus occidentalis (night parrot), 2733 nucleotides long. RefSeq names its product transmembrane protein 170A (gene TMEM170A). Gene Ontology annotation, biological process: endoplasmic reticulum tubular network organization. The record is from RefSeq and is a predicted model, not a curated record. Gene Ontology annotation, cellular component: endoplasmic reticulum membrane. Lineage: Eukaryota; Metazoa; Chordata; Aves; Psittaciformes; Psittacidae. The transcript is spliced from 3 exons. Bases 5 to 490 code for a protein of 161 amino acids.